Molecule: messenger RNA, 899 nt
Organism: Rhododendron vialii
Lineage: Eukaryota; Viridiplantae; Streptophyta; Magnoliopsida; Ericales; Ericaceae
Product: arginine--tRNA ligase, cytoplasmic-like
Exons: 4
Coding region: 29-445 (138 amino acids)
Biological process (GO): arginyl-tRNA aminoacylation
Cellular component (GO): cytoplasm
Molecular function (GO): ATP binding; arginine-tRNA ligase activity
Source: RefSeq, a predicted model, not a curated record
UGAUCAUUUUUGGUGCAACAAUAACGCCAUGAGCUGGUGGACGAAAAUCAAAAACACGGGUUCUGCAUUCACAGGUCCCCGAUCUUUUAGUCAGGCCAUUAUGACAAAUCUACCACCCUCAGAAAUGAUAGAUUCAUUUUCUAUAGCUGGUCCUGGUUUUGUGAAUGUCAAACUAUCAAGGCAUUGGAUAGCAAAGAGCAUCCAAAAGAUGUUGAUAAAGGGUACUGAAACAUGGUUGCCAAAGCUUCAAGUUAGAAGGGCAGUAGUUCAUUUUUCCUCACCCAACAUUGCCAAAGAGAUGCAUGUCGGGCACUUAAGAUCUACAAUUAUUGGUGACACGCUAGCCCGUAUGCUAGAGUUUUCAAAUGUUAAGGUUCUAAGGCGAAAUCAUGUUGGUGACUGGGGUACACAGCUAUGGAGCUUGCACUGUCUCUGGAGAAGCUGACAAAUGAAAAACUUCUGAACUUGCACGUAGUAAGACAUAUUUCUUGUCUGUCUUGUUUACUUAGUAGCUUUAGUCAUUGUUAUAGCCAUAUAUAGUUUUCGGUAUUCCUAAGGAGUUCCAUAUGAAUUAUGGAGAAAUUGUCCUCAGAAGUUUGAUUUUGUGAACUCAGGAUUGAAAAGUUCAUCUGGUAAUCCAGUGUGUAAAGAAGCUGCUUACUAUCUUUACUUUAGUUUCAAGGUGAGGCAAUUGGUCAUUUUACAAGCUUAUCUGUGUAAAAACAGGUUGCGAGCAGAAACAAUGAUGUGCAAUUGGCUGAUUUUGUUGAAAGUGAAUUCUUGGAGGAACAGGUGAACUGCAAUUCCAUAUUUCCCUUUUACCUGAAAUUUCAUUAUUUGCAGCCAUAAAAUACACUUAUGGACCUAUUAGCAUAAAUUUUGACUUUUAUCUUUUUCCU